UCCUACCGGCUGGGCGGCAAUUGAACGCACCACGACUCUUGUUUUCUGCGGCCAAAAUUUCAGGCCGGCAGCGAAUUUUAGCCUCAACAAAGGCCGAGAAAAGCCACCCGGGGAGGCCGAGGGUGGACAAUUUGAACCCCGAAAAGGACUCCGACGUCAUGCCUCUCCACAGCAUUUGGCCCUGAAAGCCGUCACCAUGGGCAACGAGGACAGCCUCGAGGACGCGUUUGUCGCUGUCCUUCGACCCAAGAACCAAGUCAGCCUCAGCUCCAAGGAGUACAGAGCCAAAGCCUAUGAGAUCUUGCUGAGUGAAAUACCCUUGGAAGGGAAGGAGAAAAAAAAGAAGAAAAUUCUCCCAGCGACCAAGAUCCAAGCGGCAGGAGACAAAUCCAAAUUCAUCUUGGACUAUGUUGCUGACACCAUCAAACCCUCGUCCAACAAUCACAGCUUCGUCGGGAAACGUGUGGUUCAUAUGAAGAAAUUCCCCCUGUGUGGGGACAAUGACGUCAAAGAGGCGUCGCUGUUUGUGGUGCCGCUUGGCGUAAAAGACAACAGCAAACCUGUCCACAAUGCGGGCGGCCCGAGUUUUUACUGCCUGCAGGACAUCAUGAGGGUUUGCAGCGAGACCAGCACUCACUUCUGUCCCGUCACUGCCAAGAUGCUCCUGUCCUUGGACAAGUGGCUAGCAGAGCAGCACACCGUGCCUCAUGCCAUCACGGCAUUGUUCCGCCCGGCGCCCGUGGAGAGGGUGAAGACCAACGUCAGCAACCCGGCUUACGGCGGCGAGGGCAGAGUGAGCGACGAGGGCCUGCACAUGGGCUACACGGCGUUAGAGAUCAAGAGCAAGAUGAUGUCCCUAGAGAAGGCAGACAUGUGCAUCCUAAACCCACUCUACGGCUCUGACCUGCAGUACACCAACCGGGUUGACAAAGUUAUCAUCAACCCAUACUUUGGGCUGGGAGCACCAGACUACUCCAAAAUUCAGAUCCCGACAAGGGAGACCUGGCAGCACGGCGCCAACUGCACAGCUGAGGACAAGGAGCGUCAGUGGGUGGACGACUUCCCGCUUCACCGCAGCGCCUGUGAGGGAGACACGGAGCUGCUCUCCAAGCUCCUGGACAGCGGCUUUUCCGUCAAGCAGCUGGACAGCGACCACUGGGCCCCCAUCCACUAUGCUUGCUGGCAUGGCAAAGCCGAGGCGACCAAACUGCUGCUGGAAAAGGGUAAAUGCAACCCGAACCUGCUGAACGGACAGCUCAGCUCACCUCUGCACUUUGCCGCAAGAGGUGGCCACAGCGACAUUGUGCAACUCCUGCUGCAGCACCCCGAAAUCGACCGGCACAUAGAAGACCAGCAGAAGCGAUCACCACUGCAAGUGUGUGAGGAGAACAAACAGAACGAAUGGGAGGAGACUGUGAAGCUUCUGCAGCAAGCCAACAGCAAACCAUACGAGAAGGUGCGCAUCUACCGCAUGGAUGGCUCAUACCGCUCCGUGGAGCUGAGGCACGGCAACAACACCACAGUGCAGCAGAUCAUGGAGGGCAUGCGUCUGUCCCAGGAGACCCAGCAGUACUUCACCAUAUGGAUCUGCUCUGAAAACCUCCACCUGCAGCUGAAGCCGUACCACAAGCCAUUGCAGCACCUGCGCAUCUGGACGGAGAUUGUGACGGAUCUGACUGUGCUGGACCCGCAAAGGGAGACGGCUCAGCUCUUCCUCCGCAGGGACGUCCGCUUACCUCUGGAGAUCGAGAAAAAGGUGGAGGAUCCGCUGGCCAUCCUCAUCUUGUUUGACGAGGCCCGGCACUGCCUGCUGAAGGGUUUCUUCCCGGCUCCCGACAGCAAGCUGAUCACGCUGGCCAGCUUCCUGCUGCAGAUCAUCUACGGAAACUACGAAAGCAAGAAGCACAAACAAGGCUUCCUCAAUGAGGAAAACCUAAAGUCCAUCGUGCCCAUAUUAAAAGUGAAAAGCAAAGCGUACCACUGGACCAACAGGAUUCUUCAUGAAUACAAAGCACUGAGCACCAGUGAAGGUGUGAGCAAGGAGAUGCACCACUUGCAGCGUCUCUUCCUGCAGAACUGCUGGGACAUACCCACCUAUGGCGCCGCCUUCUUCACUGGCCAGGUGUACACCAAGGCCAGCGCCAGCAACCACAAGGUUAUUCGCGUCUACGUUGGCGUCAACACCAAGGGGCUCCACCUCAUGAACAUGGAGACCAAGGUGCUUCUCAUCAGCUUAGAGUAUGGCACAUUCAUGUGGCAGCUAGGACACGCUGACCAGUACUUCCAAGUACACAGCGGCGAGAACAAAAUGAACUUCAUUGUGCACACCAAGCAGGCUGGCCUCAUCGUGAAGCUAUUAAUGAAACUUAGCGGACAGAUGACACCCAACGACAAAGGCCCUGCAGACAAAUACGCUUACGGCUGAACCAAGAGUGCUCGGGACAACACAGCUGCCAAACCAUUUCAACGCCGAAUAAUAAAUGACUACAACUGAGGGCAGUUUGCUCAUGUACUCUGAUUUUCACAAGUUCUGCGAGUGUGUGUGUUUUGACAAAUGCUAUGUAAAUAUGUUUAUUUAAUAAUUUGUUAUAAUAAAUUGAAUGUUUGAAUAAGA
Syngnathus typhle (broad-nosed pipefish) is the source of this 2614-nucleotide messenger RNA. RefSeq names its product KRIT1 ankyrin repeat containing (gene krit1). Gene Ontology annotation, cellular component: cytoskeleton; plasma membrane. The transcript is spliced from 17 exons. Gene Ontology annotation, molecular function: protein binding. NCBI's taxonomy places the organism in Eukaryota, Metazoa, Chordata, Actinopteri, Syngnathiformes, Syngnathidae. The coding region runs from base 197 to 2425 and encodes 742 amino acids. Gene Ontology annotation, biological process: negative regulation of angiogenesis; regulation of establishment of cell polarity; cell redox homeostasis. The record is from RefSeq and is a predicted model, not a curated record.